Parnassius apollo (apollo) is the source of this 357-nucleotide messenger RNA. NCBI's taxonomy places the organism in Eukaryota, Metazoa, Arthropoda, Insecta, Lepidoptera, Papilionidae. The record is from the annotation of a GenBank genome assembly.
AUGCAAAAACUGACGGAGUGCAUAGACGACCUGAAGCAGAGAAUCGUUGCUUGGGGAAAGUGGAUUCGGCGAUAUACUGAUAGGUCGACACGGUUCAACCAGAAUCGUCUCUUCCAGAAUGAUCAGAAGAGGCUCUAUAAAUCAUUGGAGCGACCAAUAGUACGUGGAACGGGCCCAGCACCGAAUCAGGCCGACACUGUCGUAUUCUGGCGCGGCCUGUGGUCAGAGCCCGUAAACCACAGCGAAGGCCCUUGGAAGGAAGUUGAGGUGAGUCAGUGUGCUGGUAUUACACCCAUGGACCCCUUCAUCAUAACGCCGGAUGACGUAGCUGAGGCGGUCCGUAGGGCCCCGAACUGA